GAGAGCAAACUACCAGCGCAGUGGGGCCGGCGCGAGUGUGCGUGCGUGUGUGUGCGUGUGUGUGCGAGAGAGAGCGAGCGCGGUGAGAGGGGGGACCAACUGCUUCACACUUUCAACACUGCACUGAAGAGGGAGAGAGAGAGACUGGAGACGCACAGAUCCCCCCAAGAUCUCCCAAAGCUACCGUCCCACAGAUUAUAGAACAGAACCCCAAAAAUCGAAACAGAGGAAACGGACAGCGGUUGAACAUGGACGAAGGAAUUCCUCAUUUACAAGAGAGACAGUUACUGGAACAUAGAGAUUUUAUAGGACUGGACUAUUCUUCUUUGUAUAUGUGUAAACCCAAAAGGAGCAUGAAGCGAGACGACAGCAAGGAUACCUACAAAUUACCGCACAGAUUAAUAGAAAAGAAAAGAAGAGACCGAAUUAAUGAAUGCAUUGCUCAGCUGAAAGAUUUACUGCCUGAACAUCUGAAGUUGACAACUCUGGGGCAUCUGGAGAAAGCGGUAGUCUUGGAACUAACUUUGAAACACUUAAAAGCUUUAACAGCCUUAACCGAGCAGCAGCAUCAGAAGAUAAUUGCUUUACAGAAUGGGGAGCGAUCUCUGAAAUCGCCCAUUCAGUCCGACUUGGAUGCGUUCCACUCGGGAUUUCAAACAUGCGCCAAAGAAGUCUUGCAAUACCUCUCCCGGUUUGAGAGCUGGACGCCCAGGGAACCGCGGUGUGUCCAGCUGAUCAACCACUUGCACGCCGUGGCCGCCCAGUUCUUGCCCACUCCCCAGCUGUUGACUCAACAGGUCCCUCUGAGCAAAGGCACCGGCGCGCCCUCGGCCGCCGCCCCCGCCGGCUCCGCGGCCGCCCCCUGCCUGGAGCGCGCGGGGCAGAAGCUGGAGCCCCUCGCCCACUGCGUGCCGGUCAUCCAGCGGACUCAGCCCAGCGCCGAGCUCGCCGCCGAGAACGACACGGACACCGACAGCGGCUACGGCGGCGAGGCCGAGGCCCGGCCGGACCGUGAGAAGAGCAAAGGCGCGGGGGCGAGCCGCCUCACCAUCAAGCAGGAGCCCCCCGGGGAAGACUCGCCGGCGCCCAAGAGGAUGAAGCUGGAUUCCCGGGGCGGCCCGGGGGGCGGCGCGGCGGCGGCGGCGGCCGCGCUCCUGGGGCCCGACCCGGCCGCCGCUGCCGCGCUGCUGAGACCCGACGCCGCCCUGCUCAGCUCGCUGGUGGCGUUCGGCGGAGGCGGGGGCGCGCCCUUCGCGCAGCCCGCGGCCGCCGCGGCCCCCUUCUGCCUGCCCUUCUACUUCCUCUCGCCUUCGGCGGCCGCCGCCUACGUGCAGCCCUUCCUGGACAAGAGCGGCCUGGAGAAGUACCUGUACCCGGCGGCGGCCGCCGCCCCGUUCCCGCUGCUCUACCCCGGCAUCCCCGCCCCGGCUGCCGCCGCCGCCGCCGCCGCCGCUGCCGCCGCCGCCGCCGCUUUCCCCUGCCUGUCCUCAGUAUUGUCGCCCCCUCCCGAGAAGGCGGGCGCCGCCGCCGCGACCCUCCUGCCGCACGAGGUGGCGCCCCCUGGGGCGCUGCACCCCCCGCACCCGCACGGCCGCACCCACCUGCCCUUCGCCGGCCCCCGCGAACCCGGGAACCCGGAGAGCUCUGCUCAGGAAGAUCCCUCGCAGCCAGGAAAGGAAACCCCCUGAAUCCUUGCGUCCCUUUCUUCGAAAGGACAAGGGUUCACUCGGAAUAAUAAUAUUACUAAGUUACAACGCCCUUAACGUUUUUAAGGGAGGAAGUGUAAUAGAUGCACGACAGGCUUUUUUUUAAAAAAGAAAAACACAGGUGUUUUGUGUA
This is a messenger RNA of Diceros bicornis minor, 1839 nucleotides long. RefSeq names its product basic helix-loop-helix family member e41 (gene BHLHE41). Gene Ontology annotation, cellular component: nucleus. Gene Ontology annotation, biological process: anterior/posterior pattern specification; regulation of transcription by RNA polymerase II; circadian regulation of gene expression. Gene Ontology annotation, molecular function: protein dimerization activity; DNA-binding transcription factor activity, RNA polymerase II-specific; RNA polymerase II cis-regulatory region sequence-specific DNA binding. The transcript has 5 exons. The coding region runs from base 249 to 1688 and encodes 479 amino acids. The record is from RefSeq and is a predicted model, not a curated record. NCBI's taxonomy places the organism in Eukaryota, Metazoa, Chordata, Mammalia, Perissodactyla, Rhinocerotidae.